Messenger RNA from Paraphaeosphaeria sporulosa, 2508 nucleotides. RefSeq lists its product as uncharacterized. The transcript has 3 exons. NCBI's taxonomy places the organism in Eukaryota, Fungi, Ascomycota, Dothideomycetes, Pleosporales, Didymosphaeriaceae. The record is from RefSeq and is a predicted model, not a curated record. The coding region runs from base 1 to 2487 and encodes 828 amino acids.
AUGGGCUCGAAGGUGCCGCCUAAAGAUGAGGGCAUCACGCCUCUGGACUGCAUCUUCGCAUGCUCAGUCUGUGGGGACAUUUUCUCCAGCGUUUACCAGCAGCACGACUCGGUGCAUGGCCUCUCCGACGGUAUCAAUCCCAAGGAGCGUAUUGUGACCCGUCUGUACGUGACAAGCUGCUGUCAUGUCGUCUGCAUCAAGCAUAUCAACGACGGCAAUGGUCCCGCAUUUCACCAGGCGGGUCAACAGCCACAAGCUUCGUGCCCUUUAUGCGUCAAAGAGAACGGCGACGAUACGGCACGCCAGCUUUUUUCGGUGCGCGGCUUCGGCGAUGAUGAGCACGAUCCUGCGAUACCCAGUUUCUGGUUCAAGUCUCCGCCGAUAGCGUUGGAGGGCAAAAACAAGGAGAUGGAGGCUUUGCGAUUCCAGUACCUCGCUCUUAUACGGUUCAGUAAAACAAUAGCCACUUCCCAUAAGCAAGCUGCGAGGAGCCGCGCUGAGACCGAAGCCAAGCUUCGGAGUAUGCAGGACCUAGCAGCUGAAGAGCAUGAGAAGGUCAAGACCCUCCAGCGGGAGCUUGAGCGGCUUCGUCCCAUGGAAGGUGAAGCGCAGAAGUUGCGUAGACUCGAAGCGAGGCUACCUGAGACACGGCACUAUCUCAAUCUUAUUCCAAAGCUGGUCGAGUACGCGAACUACCACGAACACGCAAAUGUAAUUCUAACAAGGUGCAGGCAAAACACCAAGAUGCAGCAACGCUUAGCUUCGCUGGGAUUCGCAAUGAGCUUGGAGCCCAUACACAAUGAACCUCUCCCUCUCAAUAACAAUGACGGGCUUGAUCAAGACAAUGCACGAGAUAGGCCCGUGGAUUCGCUCAAAACGGGUUCUAUUCAUACGGACGGCGGAUCCGCGCAAAACACUGGCUUCGGGGAAGAAAUGGAUGAGGGACCAUCUCCCAGCGCUCAACGUCAACGCCCACUUAAGCGGUCCAGGGUCGACUCACCUACAACAGCGAACAACGUUCACGCAGGCCCUUCAAGCCGCGACAUAAUGCCACCUCCGUUCAAGCCUCUCUCUAAAAUUAAGUCGAUGCGCAAGAUCAUUCCGAGCCUUCGCAAUAAGUUUACAAACGGACGCUCACCUGGAGCGGCCGCUCACAAAAGUUCCUCCGGUAUGGACGUGCAAAAGUACGAUAAUGGCCAGUGGGAGGUUCUCGACGAAGUUCCGAAGUUGAGUGAGAUCGACGAACGACCCCCUACUCGUUACGGAUCCCCGUCAGAUACGCCAUACAUGACAGGCGCGCUACCUGUGGACGAUGGUCCGUUGGAUGAACCCGCACAAUCAAACUUCCUUUCCGGUCUCGGCAUACACAAUAAUGCGUUGGACUUCACGUUCCAGUCCCCUUCCAUGUUAUCGUGGUCCAAACAACGCUCUUGCAAGCUACCCACCGCCCCGUCGUAUAUUCGCCUGCUUGAUGGUCUCGGCCAACAUGAAGGCCUUGAUUUGGGUUUAGAAGAUCCUAGGGAUCGUAAUGGAGCAGAUGAUGCAUACACACACCCACCCGAGCAAUAUCUGCAGCGACCUCGACCUAACAAUGGCUCACAAUUCAAUGUUCGUUCAAACCCGCCAGAAGUCCAAACAAAAACAAAAAAUCGUCAGAAGCAAUGGAACUUUGGCCAUGCGUUUCUAGAGCAGUCAACGAUCAAUGCUAACCCGAAUUCGGCUUAUCACCAGUCUGGUCGAGUUCACGACAGGGACGACGAUGCCGUAAUGAACAUCUCCCAGAGUCGCACUAUCACGAAUCCAGUCACACCAGCACCUGUCCGGUUCCAGCGACCUAUAGACAAGGUGGACAACGUAGUAAGUCCUUUCCUUGGGGGCAGCAGUCAUCGUUCGCAGCCACUCCCGAGAUCCCAGUUCACUGAACACGACACUAGUUCACGUCGCUCCGGCGUCUUUCAAUCGCGCCACCACAGACCCUCUUUGGACACGGACUGGCGUGAGCCGCGCAGCCUGAACGGUCUUUCCUUCCUUGACUCGCCCAUGAACGAGAGAAGUGAACUCAUUGACUGGCGAGGAGAGACACGACCGCAGGAACAUGCAACGUCACUGACACAGCAUCGCGGUCGAUACAUCAACUCUCAGGGGUUCCUCGUGAGGCCUGAUGCAGCAGGCUCGCCUGGCGCCCAUGGAGCAUAUACGCCCCUUGAUCAAAAACAAUUCUCGUCACUGCGAACGCCAAAUCUUUCUGCAACCUCGUUUUCAUCUUUCAGUCGUCGUCCAUCGCAGUCACAAGCUACUCGUCUUCCAUGCGCGAUGCCAUCCAUAAUAUCUGGCUCUUCCCCCCGCCGGAGACCACAGACGCAUAACGUUGGAUUGCCUGGAGUGAGAGGUAGCCAUCAUCCACGAGGGCAUGUUUCUGGGGGUGCGCAUUCAAUUUCGGCAAGACCAGUCUAUUCAAGUACGAGGCGACGUGUUAUUCGGCGGUGAACAUGAAAAGCUAUGUAUGGG